AUGCAAACGUCAGUGAAGAUGGCACACCGCAAUUUGGUGGUUCAUGGAGAGGCAGCGCAGGCACUGGAGAUGUGUCGGCGACUGCUGCGUACCGAGAGCAGUGAUCAGCGCCUAGAGACGGCACAAUUAGUAGUCGAGCGACUUCGCAGCGGUGGUACCGACGACUCGGCUGACGACGUGAACGCGCUGCUGCGACUGUUGAGUAACUACGUGGAGCCUACGCUCGAGCUUACAGAGGAGAUCUUGUCAUUGCUUUUAUUCUAUGAACACCGUGUGUUGUUAAUUCAUAAUUUGCCAAAGCUGACGUUUCAGUCGAAAGACUGCGUGCAACUUGUGCUACAGGCGUAUUUAGGGCUGCUAGCGACAGAUCGAUCGCUGCUGGUUCCUGUGCUCGGGUCGUUGGCGGAAAUGCCAUUGGAUUAUAGUGAGAAGACCACCGUGGUGGACGCUACUCAGUCGCUGCUCGAUGCAGCGGUCGAAGAAGAUAUACCCGCGGUGGUGCAAAGUUUAUUGUCCAUGAUUACUAAGUCAUCUGCUUUAAAGGCACUUGCGCGACUUCGAUCUGAAUGUAAUCGCAUUCACUCCGGAACGUUAAGCCUUACGAUGGAGGUGAUUGGACGCCAUGCAACUGCUGGAUCAGUUGCGCUCACUGCACUGCUCCGUCUGAUUCGACACGCAGACCCUUUAACGGUAUUUGAUGUUGUUUUCCUGACAUUUGUCAUGGGAAAGUCUGCAGAAAAUGAGUUGGCUGUAAAGUCAACAAUUUUAGUCACUCAAAGCGGUCGAUUGCACAGUCGAACGAUGCGUCAAGCUACUACAAUGCUGGUGAAUCCAGAGUGGGCAACCCUUCUCCCGUCUUUUAUCCGCUUUUGCAGUUGCCUUCUUGCUGUAUGUUUUCAUGCGUCUACCCGCUCUACUUUGGCUUUGAGUUUGAUUGCUAUUGCCGUUCAUUCUUUAAUUGCUCUUAUCGAGAGCCGAAGUACGGUUCAGAACGAGGCGUUAAUUCUUCUACUGACGAUUGCCAGUCAGCCAAUGAAAUUGCUGCUGUUUGGUAGUGCUGAUUCUGUGCAGCACUCGCGUGGUGUCUUGUGCUGGAAUGUUGCUGAAGUGAUUGCGUUAGGGUUUCAUGACCUAGCUCGAAGGAAUGCAAGUGUUCUGGCAUCAUCUUCUCACUUGUUUCUUGAUCAUUUGCAUGGAGUUGUUUCAACUGCCAUCGAAGUAGAAGCAAGUGGGAAAUACCCUUCACAUAUCCUGGACCUUCUCUGUUCGACUGUAGCACUGCUGACGAAGAAAGAACGCGGUAUAUAUUCUUUACUCAUGAUAACCAUACAAAAGCAGCUCGUAUCUCGAAUUCCGGGUAUGACCAACGAUCAACUCGCAAGCCGUUUUCAAAGUGGUCGAACUCGAUCCAUUGCAUCUGAGACAAAGCAGCUUAUGGCGGUCUUUUUAACAGGGCACCUGCUGAAAAAUCAAGUUGUAGUGGAAUCGCGAGAUCGUAAUUUGCUGGCGACUUGGAUGCUGCGGCUUUUAACAUGCGCAAAUCGAGACGAGACGCUACUUUACGUGUUAAGAUUUGUACGAGAAGAAUUAAAAGGGGCUACUAAUGCAUCCUCCUUGGAAAAAGAUCGAGCACUGCUGACCUCGGCGAUAUCUCAGGUUUUUCGGAAGAAAGGUUUGAUCUGGAGACCACGCGGCCAGCUAAUUCGGCGACCAAAAGACGAUAGUGACUACGUCAUAGCAUAUGAAGGUAAAGCUACAAAUCUUAUCGACCAAGACGAGAGGAGCACUUUGGUAUUGGAUGUCAUUGAGUUUGUGCGGAAGAUGCGAUUCGGAGUUCCUUCGCCCGCAUUUGGAGCCAUGGACUCUCGCGAACGUUAUACAUUGAAGAGACUGACGGAGCAAGAAUAUUUGGUCAAGAUUUGCCUUCUUCGAGAACUGUUUUAUUGCUAUCUAGACUUUGCAUCUCCAGCUGAAAAGACCGAAAUUGCGGGUGCUGCGCUCGUUUUGCCUACAUCUUUUACAUAUGCGCUGAAAGAUCAACUGUCAGAGUCUGUAGAGCCCACAGCGAUGAAUGAUGUCAUCUGGAAUCUUGUCUGUGGUUUAGACAUAGCAGUAGCGUCGACAAAUUUUGCUGCUGACUUAUACAACUCAAUAAUCGCCAAAUCAACGCGGAACAGCGAGUGCACUGGGCAGUAUUCACGCAUGGUCACAAAAUUGCUUGUGUGCUUGGAGCAACGUAUACAACUGGAGCAGAUACUAGGAGCUCACAGGCGCAACAUUCUGAGACGCUUAGAUCGUUUUGACGAUUCCCGACAUGUUGACACGCAAAAACAUGAGUUAGAAUGGCUGUUGCUGGAAAGCUCCAUAACAGAGCAAUUGCUCAACGGACAGCUUCGUCGAGUGCAAGGAGAGCUUCCGAGAGCCUCGUUAUUCGGGCUUGAUUUUCGCGUGAUUUGCUUCUUUGUUGAGGGACUUUUCAAGAAAUCCCUUGAUUUGUCUUUAUCGUUGGCUUUCGAGCUGGAUUUACUGCUCAUAUUCAGCCGACACUUACAGUCUGAUGACGUGACGUGCUCGGGGUUUGGUGAGUGCAACGUUUUAUCGAGUGUGACAAGAAAUCAGCGAUUUCUUGUCACUAGGAGUGAAGGGCGUCAAACUGUAUUGUGGCUUUGUGACCGCGCGAUAAAGUUAAGCCGUGCAUUUGGCAAUGACGAAUUUGAUCAAGUAGAAAGCGAUAUAGACGAAGAUUAUGAGGUCGGCACGACAGAAUUAGCAGUUAGAGAUGUUGAACAAAGAAAAGUUGUGGCGUCCUGCCUGGCAUGUAUUAUCGAAAUAUUCAUCGUUAUUUUGGAAAAAUGCCGUUUGGCCACUGAAGUAGGAGACUCAGGCUGGGCACUGAGAAUGAUGGAGCUUCUCGCUGCUGGGUCGUGCCCCAAUGAUGACCUUUCGUAUUUGGAAAACUCGCACGGAUCAAAUGAGAUAUUCUUUCGGUUUUUGGCGCGGCAGAGUCUUGAAUUGACGAAUCCAACGCUUGCAUGCCUCGUUCUAGAUGCUUUAGCCUCUCUUGUACUCAAUACAAGGAAGCAAUAUCUGGUCGGUCAACUCUGUCUGAGUUUGCUGCACCAAACGUUUCCGACACACUCUACUCCAGACCAAAUUGACAUAGGUACAGGAAAUUUGUAUCACGGGCUUCCCUUGAGGACUUUAUCAAAUGCUGUCGUGCAACCGAGCAAUGGACAUAUGUGCGCGUUGGCAAAGUACCGAUGUUCUUCUAUGAAGUGGAGCCAUAUUCCAUACCUUCUGGUCGGAUCGUGGGCAUACUCGACAUCGGCAUCCAUCGGAUCUGCCUUAUUGGCACAAUAUCUUGGAGAAAUGCGUCUUCUCAUUGAUGCCGCAGUUCCGCAGCGGUAUCAUAAAACUUUCAAGACGCAUGUAGCAAGAUUCGACGAUAAUGAUGUGGAAUCUGAUGGGGAUAACGAAGAUAAUCGCAGUCAGCCGGAGCCCAGUGUUGUUGAUGGAGAGCAUCUUGUCUUGAAAAGCCUGACGAACGAGUCAUUGCCAUACUUUAUCGAGGCAGUUCUACUUUGUGCCAUUGCUUCGUUGUAUCGAGCAGGGCCGAAAAAGCCAAAUACAAAUGGUUGUGCUGACGCUGAAUACAAUCCAUUCUCAGAUUACUGCCAAGCGAUGCACGUCUUUGAAACCACUUUACGCGUGUUUGCGCAGGCUGAGGCUUGUGGAUUCAAUUUACCGGUUAAGACGAAUUUGCUGGUAAUACGAGGAGCAACUUUUGUGACGCGGAGCGUGAAGUUGAUAAUUACAAAAUGUGUUGCCUGGCGCAUCGAGCAAAGUGUGGCCGACAAUACCGGUGCACUGAAGCAUUUGGGCGUUUUAUUUGGUGCGGCAGAUGCGAUUGCGGCAGCGAUGGAGAUGGUGUCAUCUACUUUUCAGGAACGUGUUGUGCUAAAAAUGCAGUAUGAUCGAUCCAGUCGACGAAAGGGGGGGCGGUCCAACGAUUUAUUAGAGAAAGCUUACGGAAAGAAAUACAAUACGCGCCGAUCAAUCUCAAAAAACGAAGCAAGAUUGCUUCCAAUCCUUUCUCACGGUAUCCGAGAGUUUCAAGAUUUUUUGCACGACCAAAGUACAGUAAACAAUAUCGUGCUGGAAACAGCAAAAAACGAAUGGAAAGAUGCUGAAAGUGUUAGAAGAAACUUCGAAUAUCGAAAUGUGAUGUUAAGCGAUGACAAACUCAUCUCGGCAUGCCGAACGCUUCAGACAAAUGAGCUUACAACCACGCUUUUAAAAGAUUGGCGAAUCGCUCUGUCAAAUGACAAUGACAACGAUGAAACCGAUCUUGAGGAAGAUGAAGAGUCAAUUUACUAUGAAGAGGACUCGCUGUCUGAAGAAGAAGAUGGUACAUUUGCUGUAAAAUCUGGCACCCUCAAACAGAACGAUGCUCUGUUUAACACAUCGGUAAUGUCGAGGUCUGUUGCAGAACUUCACGAUAACGAGGAGCUGGGAUUUCCAGCGAUUGUCGUUAACUUCAAAAACAGAAAAGGACUAGCAAAGCCAAGCCAUUGA
Molecule: messenger RNA, 4575 nt
Organism: Plasmopara halstedii
Lineage: Eukaryota; Oomycota; Peronosporomycetes; Peronosporales; Peronosporaceae
Exons: 6
Coding region: 1-4575 (1524 amino acids)
Source: RefSeq, a predicted model, not a curated record